ACGUGGCUCGCCGCUUCCUGGACCACGUGGGGUGCGAAUGCGGGCGGAAGCGAUGGGGGCCUCUGGCGCUGCCGGAGUUACCGCUACGUCUAGAUCGGCUCUCGCCUUUGAGCUGAAGGUACCUUUCCCAUCAUCAUCUCUGGCUCAGAUUGCACUGGGUUCCUUGUCUCCAGACCCUGAGCCUCGCAAGGGAGGGAUCACUAAAGAACUGACUGUGACAGAGGAUACCUUGCACGUGCGCUGGAGAGCAGAUGAAGCUCGAAUCUUGCGUGUCUCCAUCAACUCUUUUCUGGAGCAUCUCUCAUUGGUGGUGGAGACCAUGGACUUGUUUGGCCCUCCGAUGGCUUGACCUAGGCAGUGGAAACCAGCAGGCUUCCUCUUAGUCUUGACUGGACUCUGGACUAGUUCCACUAGCUGCUGAUGUCGAAGAAAGCACUAGGCAAACAUUCCUGGGAACCAAGAUGAUGGAUGGAGGUGCAUGUUGCCCUUUGACACUUUGGACAUUGGCAUUCUGCUGGAAACCCAGAAGCAAAUGAGGCAUAAGAGAAGUGUACAGAAUCUGCCAUUUCCCUGUGUUAUCAGAUACACUUUGUCAUCUCUGCAUUCGCUGAUUCAAUAUGCUUGAACCAGCUUAGCUGUAUUGGUGAUCAAUUGUAUCUACAUAAGCCAAAGCUUAACAGAAAAGCUCUUAGAGGUUUCUGAAUGAAGACGAUGAGGUCGCAGAGUGUGAGAGAAUUCUGAUGCUCAGUGCUUAGAAAAGGGGAAGCCAUCUGUUAUCCAGAAAUAGGAACAGGAAAAACACAUAUUCUUCUGUUCAGAUUUGUCAAGCAAUGCUUGUGAGUUUGUGACGAGUGACUUUUAAGCUAAAUGAAUCUGACAGAUCUCUCUUCCAUUCAUCUCAUUUUAUAGGUCUGGUUUGAAAUGUUCUUUGAAAAAUGUAAUCAAUUUCUCCAGAUUCAGGCAGGGGGGAAAAUCCAGUAGAAGAUCCAGGCCUAGCUGAGAAUGUGUUACCUCAGUUAGCUCUCUGCUCCUCAUUUAUUACAUGGAAGUUUGCUCAAGGUCACACUCCUUUUAAUGUUUGUAGUCUUUAAAAUGAAUAAACACAACUUAACUUACAACCUAGUAUUACGCACAGUUAUGGAUUGUUACACAGAAGUAAUUCUUGCCGCUUUCAGCAUUUGGAAUUAAAGCCAAAAUGGAAUUGCUUACAACUUACAUUCUCUUAUGUGUUUGUAUUUGCUACAAGCAAUGUAGCAAGAUGGAAUUUGUAGUCUUAAAGUUGUAGAAUCCUGACUGAGCUGGUUUAAUGUGAACAGGUUUUUCCAAGAAAGUAUCAAAAGAAUACAGCACAAGGAACUGUUUUGACAAAUACCGGUAUGCAGAUUUUAAAAAUAAAUACUCUUUGUUUUUGA
Molecule: messenger RNA, 1412 nt
Organism: Pogona vitticeps (central bearded dragon)
Lineage: Eukaryota; Metazoa; Chordata; Lepidosauria; Squamata; Agamidae
Source: RefSeq, a predicted model, not a curated record